AUGGCUGACUGUGCUUCAAACAGGCGUAAUGCAGAGAUGGAAAAGGAGAUCGCAGAGCUACGUCGACGACUGGCUACUUCUGCUGAACCUCAUGGCGUGGAAGCAACAGUUAGCGACGAGCUAUCCCCAUGUUCAGAAGAGGUGUUCUGUGGCCCUGAUUCGGCCGUUUCGAACAGAACACGAACGCUAUCUGCUCCGCUGGAAGCACAGCCCUUGGCGACUCCCUUAACCAUCCAGAGGGGCGCCUCCAUUAUGUCCCAGGAGGACAAUAUGUGGAGAUUGGAAGAUGUCUCACUGCCCCGACCAAGAGUCGCACGGUUAUUUGAACAGUACUUCAAAUAUUAUCAUCCCUUCCUACCGCUUUUGAACCCCCAAAAGCCUCCCGAAGAGUAUCUUCGUCGUUGCCCCCUGCAGGCAUGGACGAUUAUCUGCGUCGCAAGUCGAAGGGCUCCAUCAGAGCCUGGUCUUCUCACUGCACUCUCGGGCCCCUUUAGUCGACUCCUGUGGUCAACUAUUACCGGAAUUCCGCAGGACUAUCGUGUGGUGAAAGCUCUUUGUCUUCUCUGCACGUGGCCGCUCCCCACGACAAGUCAAAGAACCGACGCAACCUUUAUGCUUAGCGGACUGAUGAUGCAGAUUGCCAUGCAACUGGGAUUGCAUCGGCCGGUGCAACCGGAGGAGUUCACAACUUUCCGGAUGGAAGUCCAAGGGGAGGCUGUAAAAGAUCGAAUACAAACAUGGGCUAUAUGUAAUAUUGUAGCUCAGAAUGUUGCUACUGGUUACGGGCAACCGCCUGGCACUAUCUACGACUGGGCGCUCGAGCCAGCGUCUCUCCAAGACGCGGAUUAUCACCCUUCCCAUGACCUUCAAACUCGAUUGCGGAUCGAGAAGUUCUGUGAUCGAGUGACGAAGUCAUUGUACAGCAGUAAACCUGAACCCGCGGAGUUCAUUAGCUCUGAGAAGUUGUUGAUUGUGCAGCUGUUGGAAAAUGAGCUGAGAGACAUGGAGGUCGAUCUUGGCCGAGACAUCUCUAACAUCAACAUGAUCCAUCUACGAGCAGCUGAGCUGCAUUUGCGGUACUUUGUAUUUUUAGGUUCUAACCCACGAAGUGACGAUUUAACGAAACUUUUCAUUGCCACCACGUCAUUCCUUGGGCGAGUAUUAGAUCUCGAAACAUCUCCUGGGGAGCUGAUUGGCCAUGCGACUAAUUAUAUUCUUCAAAUGAUCGUAUCUGCUGCGUUUGCCCUGAUGAAGCUGUUGAAAAGUGACUUUAGUCGCCACAUCGACUUCGAUCACGGGAAGCUUCUGUUCAACGGUGCCAUUUCAGCCAUUCGACGAAUUAGCGUCAUGGAUCACGACCGUCCGGUGCGCCUGGCUGAUAUUUUAGCUCAGAUGUGGAAUGCGGGGGGCUCCGAUCCCAGCGGAGAGGAGGCUUUACUGCUGAAGGUGCGCUGCCGAAUGAGUAUGAGCCAUGUCUAUGAUACUGUUUGGCGUUGGCGGCAACGAUUCCGGCCGAUCAAGAGCGUCGAAGAUGCUCAAGCGUCUUUAGCCAACCCGAACCUGUCGGCGACGGCUGGCCCUGUUUCUCGACAAGACGAUUCGCUAGAGGACCCGGGGUUGAUGUACGCGCCCAACUUCGACCAAGGAGGAGCAUUUAUCAGCGAGGUCGGAUUUUCGGAAGUGUUCGAUUCCCUCAACUGGGUGUUUGACGGAAUUCCGGACUCGUUUGUUGCUCCUCCCGUUAUGUAG
Messenger RNA from Aspergillus bombycis, 1749 nucleotides. RefSeq names its product transcription factor domain-containing protein. The record is from RefSeq and is a predicted model, not a curated record. Gene Ontology annotation, molecular function: DNA-binding transcription factor activity, RNA polymerase II-specific; zinc ion binding; transcription cis-regulatory region binding. Bases 1 to 1749 code for a protein of 582 amino acids. Gene Ontology annotation, cellular component: nucleus. The transcript has 5 exons. Gene Ontology annotation, biological process: DNA-templated transcription; regulation of DNA-templated transcription. Lineage: Eukaryota; Fungi; Ascomycota; Eurotiomycetes; Eurotiales; Aspergillaceae.